AUGCGUGGACCAGGGAGACAAUGUCCGAGAGGGGCUGUUGGUCCCUAUGGACCGGAAAACCUUGCAGCUGGUACGGGUGCAUUCAAUGGCGUUGCAGGUGUUAAGCUGUGGACUAAUGAAGCUAAGGACUAUAAUCCGAAAAACCCCCAGACGUCUCAUUUCACUCAGGUGGUAUGGAAAAAUACAAAGGAAGUCGGGUGUGCUAUCAAGACCUGCCCAAACUUGUUCGACAGCAAGUUCCGGGACGCCCAGUUCUUGGUUUGCGAGUACAACCCUCCUGGAAAUGUUAUCGGCCAAUUCCCUCGAAACGUUCAGAAGUGA
Messenger RNA from Marasmius oreades (fairy-ring Marasmius), 321 nucleotides. RefSeq lists its product as uncharacterized. The coding region runs from base 1 to 321 and encodes 106 amino acids. The transcript is spliced from 5 exons. The record is from RefSeq and is a predicted model, not a curated record. Lineage: Eukaryota; Fungi; Basidiomycota; Agaricomycetes; Agaricales; Marasmiaceae.